AUGUCGUGGUCCGGCUUCAAGAAGAAUCUGAACCGCGCGACGACGCAGGUGAUGAUGAAAGCGGGCCAGGUGGAGAAGACAAAUGAUCGCGAUUUUGAGACGGAACUGCGGCGCUACCGCACGAUGGAAACAGCGGCGAUGAAACUACAGAAAGAGGCACGGGGCUAUCUGGACUCACUACGAGCCAUGACCGCUUCGCAAAUGCGGAUUGCGGAGACGAUCGAUGCGUUCUAUGGCGAUGCGGGCACUCGUGACGGUGUAAGCCGGUCAUAUAAGAAAGCCGUGGACGAUCUCGACGCCGAGACGGUCAAGGCAUUGGAUGGACCAUACCGCACCUGCGUCCUCGAACCUAUCGAGCGGUUCUGCGCCUACUUCCCGGACAUCAACGAAUGCAUCAAAAAGCGGCAACACAAGCUGACCGACUACGACGGGACGCGGGCCAAGGUAAAGAAGCUCGUCGAGAAACCCGACAAGGACGUCACCAAGCUGCCCACCGCCGAGAAGGAGGCCGAGACCGCCAAGCAGGCCUACGAGGUCAUGAACGACCAGAUGGUCACCGAACUGCCGCAGCUGAUCGACCUGCGCGUGCCCUACCUCGACCCCAGCUUCGAGGCCCUCGUGAAGAUCCAGCUGCGCUUUUGCGCCGAGGCGUACAGCCGGAUGGCCCAGGUGCAGCAGUAUUUGGAUAAGGAUACGCGGGAUCAGUAUGCGGAGGGCCAGUUGGAUGCGAGGGUGGAGGAGGUGUUGCAUGAGAUUCGGAAUUUGAGCAUAGCCGGGACGGUUUAA
Messenger RNA from Eremomyces bilateralis CBS 781.70, 786 nucleotides. Its product is annotated as putative BAR adaptor protein RVS161. Gene Ontology annotation, cellular component: actin cortical patch; Rvs161p-Rvs167p complex; medial cortex. Gene Ontology annotation, molecular function: lipid binding; protein binding. Lineage: Eukaryota; Fungi; Ascomycota; Dothideomycetes; Eremomycetales; Eremomycetaceae. Gene Ontology annotation, biological process: plasma membrane tubulation; actin cortical patch localization; actin filament organization. The transcript has 5 exons. The record is from RefSeq and is a predicted model, not a curated record. Bases 1 to 786 code for a protein of 261 amino acids.